Messenger RNA from Neocloeon triangulifer, 1389 nucleotides. RefSeq names its product protein lin-28 homolog (gene lin-28). Bases 96 to 668 code for a protein of 190 amino acids. Lineage: Eukaryota; Metazoa; Arthropoda; Insecta; Ephemeroptera; Baetidae. Gene Ontology annotation, molecular function: zinc ion binding; nucleic acid binding. The record is from RefSeq and is a predicted model, not a curated record. The transcript is spliced from 4 exons.
AGCAAAAGCACGCGGUACGCCGGCGACUCAACAACAACAGGCCCCAAAGUCCAUCAUAUCGUCCGAUUUUGACCGUCGAGGACGCUUUGGACACGAUGACUGAGGAGAUCAGCACCUCAGGACCGGACAGCUCGGUCGCGCAGGGCGAGCAGCGAUCAGGAGGAUCAAGCGCUGGAUCGGAGGGCGAGAAGCGCCGUGGCCGCUGCAAGUGGUUCAACGUGGCCAAGGGCUGGGGCUUCAUCACCCCUGACGAUGGCGGCCAGGACGUGUUCGUUCACCAGAGCGUGAUACAGAUGAACGGCUUCCGCAGCUUGGGCGACGACGAAGAAGUCAUUUUCAGCUGCAAGGCGUCGGACAAGGGGUUGGAAGCCACCAACGUGACUGGCGUUGAUGGCGGCGAUUGUCACGGCUCGCACAGAAGGCCGCUCUCCAAAAAGCGCUUCAGGAAAAUCAGGUGCUACAACUGCGGCGAGUUCGCCAACCACAUCGCCGCCAAGUGCUCAAUGGGUCCGCAGCCGAAGCGGUGCCACCACUGCAAGAGCGACGGCCACCUGAUCGCCGACUGCCCGACGCGCGUCAAGAAGGAAGGUGAGGGCGACUCGCAGGGCUCCGAGAAGAGCGGCAGCAAGUCGCCGGACGUCAGUGCCGACGACGGUGGGAAGGAGUAAGGAAAGACAAAACGCGCCCACCGAGGGCACAGUCCGCUUCGCAACGUAAAACCACACGGGGUCCUCUGCGGCCCCUGGCCCAGGGACACACACCAGCGUCCCCCGUCAGCAGCAGCAGCAGCGGCCCCGGCGCUCUGCCGGAAAGGUCGGCGGGCACGGCCGCCGAACGCCGUCGAAAGAUAAAAACCCAAAAUUCAAAGGAGAGGAGAAUUUUUCAAAAUUAUCGGAGUCGAAAUUCAAAAUCAGGAGAGUGGGAAUGCAUCAAAAUUGAAAGAAAAAAAAAUAAUAACAUGGAGAUAAUUUGCUUUUUCGGAGAAUAUUAUAAAGAAAUACUUUUGGAGUCUAAUAAUUAAUACUUUUUGGAGAAAAACAAAAAUUUGGGUGAAGAAACAUCAAGAAGCGAGCUGCAAUACAUCAGUCAGAGAAACAUCAAAAAACACAAUAAAUUUGAAGCGGGCUAGGCCUAGGAAAAGCGAUUUGUAACACUUAUGGUUGGUUGGUUAGUAGGUGUUGUAAUAAGGCAAUUAGUGGAUGGUGUAUAACUGGAUGUGUAACACAAAAGGGUACAAAAGUUACGGGUAUCAAACACAAAGUAAAAAAAAUACCGCCCAUAUUGUUCACGCACAAACCACUUUCGGCGAUUUUCCACGAAAUUGACAAAUUUUAUAUGUAAUAUUAACCAAACCAUUCACUCAUUCAAGUUGAAAAGAAAAAAACAAAA